CUGGCUGCCGGCGGCUGCUCUGCGGCGGGGCCCGGGCGGGCCGGAGGGGCUCCUUGCUGCCGCUGCGCCGAACCGGGCCGUGCCCGGCAAGCAGAGGGUAUUGCUAUGGACAGUAUUUCCUCAGGCUCUUCUCUGCAGUUUCUUGCCAAACUACUUCGUGAUUCUCAAGAAGAAGAAGAUGAUGAUGAUGAUGAGCAUGUGCCACACUGUUCUGUUAGCACCAUGACUCCUGGUAGCAUUGGACCAGUAAAGACAGAGACUCCUGAUGCUUUUCAGGUGAAACAUGAAAACAGCAAAACUAUUUGGAAUACAGAGGAGGUCCCAGAAGGAUCUGAAUUUGAUGACACCUGGGAUCCUAGAGAACAGCCAGAGUAUGAGAUUUUAUUCAAACAAUCUGUGGGGACAGAGGAUGUCUUCUUUGGGAUGAGCAGGAAAGACCCCUCCACAGCCUGCUGUGAAGAUAUAGUGGUGAAAAUCAAGCUGCCAGAGACAAAGUUUGCAGACAUCACAUUGGACAUCCAGGACCAGGUUCUUGACCUUCGAACUCCCCAAAAGAAGCUGCUGCUGCAUCUCCCCUACCGUGUGGACAGCCAGAACGGCAAAGCUCGUUUUCUCUCUGAAGAGGAGACCUUAGAAGUGACCUUGAGAGUGUCAAGGGAGUUUGAUUUCAUAAAUUUUGCCUGAUGGGUAGAGAAAUAGUCAGAGUCUGCCAAGUGCAAUCUCUUGGUUUGAAGUCUUCUUGCAACCUAACUGGUCAUGAAAUGGAAUAUCCAUGGAGGCAUUGACUGCCUUAGGAGUGGCACAGCACCCAUGGGUUCCAUCAGCUGAGGCUGUCCAGCUCUUGUGCUGCUCUGGUUUAUGUUCUGCUUCCUUCAGAUGCAGGCUCUGUGAUCCAGAAAAUAGGAGAUUACAGUUCUGUGAGCCAGAGCAAGCCUGUUGGUGGUUAUGGCUGAUAAGCAGCACAAUGAAGCCUUGGUCAGUGAGCCUUGUGCUUAGUAACUGUUGCAAGACUUGCAAAUGGUCAUUUUCUUGCUUGGCCUCCAACACUGGGACUGAGGCCAGUUCAGAAUCUCCUCUCAGCUACUUCAGCUAUUUUUCUCAUCUUUCCUGAUU
Dryobates pubescens (Downy woodpecker) is the source of this 1113-nucleotide messenger RNA. RefSeq names its product dynein axonemal assembly factor 6 (gene DNAAF6). Bases 106 to 684 code for a protein of 192 amino acids. The transcript has 7 exons. Gene Ontology annotation, biological process: flagellated sperm motility; axonemal dynein complex assembly. The record is from RefSeq and is a predicted model, not a curated record. Gene Ontology annotation, cellular component: cytoplasm. Gene Ontology annotation, molecular function: dynein intermediate chain binding; protein-folding chaperone binding. NCBI's taxonomy places the organism in Eukaryota, Metazoa, Chordata, Aves, Piciformes, Picidae.